Prorocentrum cordatum is the source of this 1236-nucleotide messenger RNA. The record is from the annotation of a GenBank genome assembly. Lineage: Eukaryota; Dinophyceae; Prorocentrales; Prorocentraceae.
AUGGCUGCCACUUUCACGGCUGAGGAGCUGCGCGCUGACUUCGAGGGCCUGCCGUCUUCAGCAUUCAACGGCGCCGACGAGAGUGGCCGUCUGCAGUGGAUGGAGACUGUGCUGGCGGCCGAGAAGGAUCCGCGCAGCAAGCACGACAUCCGCUUCUACACGGGCGUCGGCCGCUUUCUGGCGGAGACGGUGUGCAGCACCCAGCCCGAGGGCAACCCCGAGAGUUGGAAGAGCUUCAAGCUGACCCCUGCCAUGGUCGUCUGCGCUUUGCGCGUCCAGGAGGCGUGCGCCACGCAGAGCGGCCAGGCAGGGCGGACGAGCGGGACUGCUGGGACCAACGACUCUGAUGAUGGUUUCAAGGACGCCGUCCGUGAGUUCGUAAAGGCCCAGGCUGAGCAGGCCAAAACCAACGUGAAGAAGGGCCUCAGUUUUAACCUCGCGGACCGCAAGGUUGAGGUCGGUUUGGCUACGUUCCCGGUGGAGGGACUCCCGAGCGAAGAAUUGCUUGCCAAGUGGGAAGCGUCCGGUAAAUCGGCUGCAGACCGCGGUAGGCUGUACGUCGGGAGCUUCGACGGAGACGACUACCAGGUUGCGCACCGCCCGUACUGGAGCCGUUCGCCCAAGAUCGACGCUGUCACUGGCCACGGUUCUCUGGAGGAGAGGCUGAAAGAAACGCUGGAUAUGAAGAAAGCCCGCUCCUACGACGACAGGGUGCAGUUCCCUGGUUUCGCCACGUUUUUGGGGCAUGUCCUCACAUGGGGGCUGAAACUUGUCCUCACGAAAACGUGCACCCAGACGCACCUCCUCUCCUACGUGUUCCUGCUUACCAGGGUCGCCGAGGAGCAUGGUGGCGCGUUCACGGCCUACCACUACGACCUGCUUGUCAGGAAAGCCAUGGCGCAGAAACUAGAGCACGAGGAGGGAGACGUCUUGCACUUCCUUUUGAAACUGAACAUGGAUUUGGUCGGUGAGGCCAAGGCCAAAGCCUCGGCGGGAUCAGCCAAAGCUGCUAAGUUUGUUCAUUCCAAGGCGAGUGCUUCUGGGUCGUCGCAGACCGCCCCCAAGGGUGGCGGCAAAGGCAAUGGCAAGCAGGGCGGCAAGGCCGGUGGCAAAGGUGGCGGCGGGACCAAGAGCCCUGCCCCCAGCACGCCUCCGCGGAUGAGGUCCCGGAGCCGCCCGAAGGCGGACCAGAAAAGCAGCUGGGACAAGAGCGGCGGCUGGUAUGGCAAGAAAUAG